Drosophila rhopaloa is the source of this 1041-nucleotide messenger RNA. It is a transcript of the gene cyp33, whose product is annotated as peptidyl-prolyl cis-trans isomerase E. Gene Ontology annotation, biological process: protein peptidyl-prolyl isomerization; protein folding. NCBI's taxonomy places the organism in Eukaryota, Metazoa, Arthropoda, Insecta, Diptera, Drosophilidae. The transcript has 4 exons. Gene Ontology annotation, molecular function: RNA binding; peptidyl-prolyl cis-trans isomerase activity. Gene Ontology annotation, cellular component: intracellular membrane-bounded organelle. The coding region runs from base 117 to 1019 and encodes 300 amino acids. The record is from RefSeq and is a predicted model, not a curated record.
AGCACUGUACUCUUACGCCUUUUUAGUAUUUUAUGCUUAAGAUCCGACGGCCACACUGUUGUUUGUUUGGGUUUUCGUUAUUAGUGGUUUUUUUAGUUUCAUGAAUUAAUUUAACCAUGUCUAACGACAAAAGGACUGUUUAUGUGGGUGGUCUGGCCGACGAGGUCACAGAGAGACUGCUUAACAACGCUUUCAUACCCUUUGGUGAUAUUGCUGACAUUCAAAUGCCGGCGGACUACGAAUCACAACGCCACCGGGGAUUCGCCUUUAUAGAAUACGAACAGGGCGAGGAUGCGGCUUCUGCAAUAGAUAAUAUGAACGACUCAGAGCUAUGUGGCCGCACAAUCCGCGUGAAUUUGGCCAAGCCGGUGCGCGUUAAAGAGGACAGUUUCAAGCCCGUUUGGGCGGAUGACGACUGGUUGCAGAAGCAUGCAGGCGCCACAUUGCAGCCGGAAGGGGAUCCGGAGGCGGAGAAGGUGGAGACCCCGUCCACGGGGCCGGCAGUAAUCGAAAAGGCGGAGAAACGAAACCCACAGGUAUUCUUUGACGUCCGGAUUGGCGGCAACGAUGCCGGUCGCAUUGUGAUGCUUUUGCGGGCGGAUGUGGUGCCCAAGACAGCGGAGAACUUUCGGCAGUUGUGCACCCACGAACAGGGCUAUGGCUACAAGGGCUGCUCCUUUCACCGCGUGAUUCCAGAGUUCAUGUGCCAAGGCGGCGACUUUACCAAUAAUAAUGGCACUGGCGGUAAGUCCAUCUAUGGCAAAAAGUUCAACGACGAGAACUUCAACCUUAAACACAAUAGUUUCGGCACUCUGUCGAUGGCCAACUCGGGUGCCAAUACAAAUGGCUCGCAGUUCUUCAUAUGCACCACUAAAACCGAUUGGCUGGACAACAAGCAUGUGGUAUUUGGUCAUGUCAUCAGUGGCGCCGAAGUGGUCCGUAAGAUGGAGCGUUGUGGCUCUAAGUCAGGCACUCCCAACCAAAAGAUCGUCAUUUACGCCUGCGGAGAACUCAAAUAAAAUCGCUCUUGUACCUACUUUA